CCUGUUCGUUCCUAGCAGUGGUACUGUCCGCUGUAGAAGCACGCCUGCAGAUACGUUCACUGCGUCAACUGCUCUUCAAAGUAAACAUAACGAAUCAGCGAUGUUGCGAUUAUUAGUAUUAGUAAUACUAAGUUAUACUAUUAUUGGUAAACACCUUAUGGAAUCAAUCCAAAAGCCGUAGGUAUACUGCCGACAGAUGGCGUAACUAUUCAAUGAGAUAAAUAUGUCUGCGCCCAUCGUGUCCGGUAAUUCAAACAGUAAAGAAGAAAUGUAUAAAAGUCGGGGUAUAAAACGAGAUCGAGAGGAAGAUUUUGAAGAAAAAGACCCAGCUUUGGAUGAUCAAUGCCCCAAGUUGGACAGAAGUAGGAAUUGUCCUUACCUCGACACAAUUAACAGGAAUCUUCUGGACUUUGACUUUGAAAAGCUGUGCUCUGUCUCACUGUCCCAUCUAAACGUAUACGCCUGUCUUGUCUGUGGAAAGUACUUUCAAGGUCGGGGUCAGAAGUCUCACGCAUACACACACAGCGUGCAGAUCGGUCACCACGUGUUUAUUAAUCUCCACACACUGAGGUUCUACUGCCUCCCUGACAACUACGAAGUCAUCGAUUCAUCCCUAGAUGACAUCAAGUUUGUGUUGAACCCCACGUUCACGCUCACAAACAUCAAGCAACUUGACGACAACAGCAAACUGUCACGAGCUUACGACGGCACAACAUACUUGUCAGGUAUUGUUGGAAUGAACAACAUCAAAGCUAAUGACUACUGCAAUGUAAUUCUUCAGGCUCUCUCACACGUCACACCGCUUCGGGAUUACUUCUUACGAGAAGAAAACUACAAGAAUAUCAAGCGUCCUCCUGGUGACCACAUGAUUCUCCUCGUCCAAAGGUUUGGUGAAUUGCUCAGAAAGCUGUGGAAUCCACGAAACUUCAAGGCACAUGUGAGCCCACAUGAGAUGUUACAGGCAGUCGUGCUGUGCAGCAAGAAAACCUACCAGAUCACUGAGCAAGGUGAUCCGAUAGCCUUUCUUUCUUGGCUUCUUAAUUCACUACAUUCCACCCUCGGAGGGACAAAGAAGAAAAAUGGGAAGACCAUAUAUAACAGCCACAUUGGGAGAACAUUUCAAGGCUACAUGAAGAUAUAUUCGCGGAGGGUGUUGCCUGUCUAUAUAAACCAGGCAGAGAGGGAAGCUCUACUCGAAACAGAUGCUUACCGGGAGACGAUGACGGAGACACCCUUCCUUUAUCUGACGGCCGACCUUCCUCCGGCUCCCAUCUUCCAGGAUGAGAUGAAACAGAACAUUAUACCCCAGGUGCCGCUGUUCCAACUUCUGCAGAAGUUUAACGGCAGCCAGGAGAAAGAGUACAAGACAUCGAAGGAGUCCAUAGUAAAGCGAUUUGAGAUCACCAAACUGCCUCCCUACUUAAUCAUCUGCAUAAAGCGAUUCAACAAGAACUUGUUCUACGUCGAAAAGAACCCAACGAUUGUCAAUUUUCCUGUCAAGAACAUCGAUCUGGCAGACGUUCUCUCUAAGGAUGAGGAGGUCCAGAGGAAGCAUCCGCACACGUCGUACGAUCUCGUCGCAAACAUCGUUCAUGACAGCCUCGGCGGCAGCGACCAGGGAGAGAAGGGCACCUACAGAGUCCACAUCCUACACAAG
Messenger RNA from Priapulus caudatus, 1657 nucleotides. Its product is annotated as U4/U6.U5 tri-snRNP-associated protein 2-like. Lineage: Eukaryota; Metazoa; Priapulida; Priapulimorpha; Priapulimorphida; Priapulidae. Gene Ontology annotation, molecular function: zinc ion binding; cysteine-type deubiquitinase activity. The record is from RefSeq and is a predicted model, not a curated record. Gene Ontology annotation, biological process: protein deubiquitination; mRNA processing; spliceosomal complex assembly.